AUGGAUACUGAAACAAAUGGAGGUGGCUCUUUGGUUCUGAUAAAGCAAGGAGCAGAAGCUAGAGUCUUUGAGUCAACAUUUGGAGGAAGGAAGUCAAUUGUUAAGGAACGAUUCUCAAAGAAGUACAGACAUCCAACUUUAGAUUCAAAGCUCACACUCAAGCGCUUAAAUGCGGAGGCUAGGUGUAUGACAAAAGCUAGAAGGCUUGGAGUUUCUACUCCUGUGCUUUAUGCAGUAGACCCUGUAUCACAUACCCUAACUUUUGAGUAUGUGGAAGGUCCAUCCAUCAAAGACAUAUUCCUUGAAUUUGGAUUAAAAGGAGUUGUUGAAGAAAAGAUGGAUGACAUUGCCUUACAGAUUGGGGAUACAAUUGGGAAAUUACAUGAUGGUGGAGUCAUUCAUGGGGACUUAACCACAUCCAAUAUGUUAUGGCGUAGUGACACAAACCAGCUGGUAUUAAUCGAUUUUGGUCUGAGCUUUGUGUCCACACUUCCAGAAGACAAAGGUGUUGAUUUAUAUGUUCUGGAACGUGCUUUGCUUUCUAUGCAUUCAUCAUGUGGAAAUGUGAUGGAUAAGAUACUUUCAGCAUAUAGGAAGUCUACAAAGCAAUGGUCAUCCACAUUUAACAAACUUGGUCAAGUGAGGCUAAGAGGCAGAAAGCGAACCAUGGUUGGAUGAAACUAACUCACCAUGGUUUGACAUUGACAUGUCUGUUCACAUAAUAGGUUUCAUUUGGUAUGUGUGUGCUAAUUUUUCUUUGAAGUUGUAUAUUUAGACCUAAUUUGAAAGAUUUGAAAUGAUGUUUUUGUUUUCUUUCAAAAACAUCAUUUUUGGGAAUUUGUGUGUUAGUUACUUGUAAUCAUAUUAUCAGAAUUGUUGAAAAGCUUAAAUAGUUUAUUUAAUUAUUGCAAUUUCAAAACGGUGGAAUUAAAAAAAGCUUUCAUGAAGCUUUAAGGAUAGUUAAGAAAUUGGCUAUUGACCUUGUGUAUUAUCGCUAUAAAUUUUUAAAACACAUAUCCAAAUAUUUUUCAUUUCUGAA
Molecule: messenger RNA, 1039 nt
Organism: Lactuca saligna
Lineage: Eukaryota; Viridiplantae; Streptophyta; Magnoliopsida; Asterales; Asteraceae
Source: the annotation of a GenBank genome assembly